AGCAAAGCCGUAAACGGUAAAGAUAGUGUGACUGGACGACAGGCUUGAAGCAACAUUCUCCAUAUAGGAAUCAAAGGGGGAAAAAAACUCUUCAACCGUGAAAACUCUUCAGCUAAAAAAAAGUGUUGAUAUUCAGAACUUGAAUAUCUCCUGAUUACACAUGCCACUUUAGUUGAACUUCGAGCCCGAUGUUUUAACAAUGCGUUUACUUUUAAGAAAUAUUUUUAUUUUCUCGGUUCUGAUAGUUAUUUCAGCAAACGACGUGUGUGAUAAGGAAGAUAAAGAGUGUAGAGAGAAGACAAGUGAAAAAUCAAAAUAUUCUAAAGAUGCAAAGAGUAAUAAAUGGAAGAAAUACCUGAAGAAGAUAGAAAAAGCUGUAAUGGAUUAUACGGAUUGUUCACAAGAGGACUGCAGCUGUUAUAGAAGUGUUAUUGAAGAAGAUUUAACUCCCUGGAAGAGUGGUAUUACAGAAGAAGUCUUCAAACAGGCCAGAAGUCAAAAAUAUGGCUCCCAUUAUCAAAUUAUAAAUCAUAAACUUUACAGAGAGGAUGACUGUAUGUUCCCAGCAAGGUGUAGCGGGAAUGAACACUUUAUUCUGGAGGUAAUAAAGAAGUUACCUGACAUGGAGCUUGUCAUUAACACUCGAGACUGGCCACAGAUUUCAUCUUAUCAACAACCCAUUCCUGUCUUCUCCUUCAGUAAAGUGAGGGGGGAGAGUCAUGACAUCAUGUACCCCGCUUGGACGUUUUGGGAGGGAGGACCAGCGGUCUGGCCAAUCUAUCCCACAGGACUGGGGCGCUGGGACCAACAAAGGGAGAUAAUUUCAAGAGCUGCCAAGAGCUGGCCUUGGGAGAAGAAGAAAAAUAAGGGAUUCUUCCGUGGAUCUCGAACCAGUUCAGAGAGAGACCCCCUGAUUCUACUGUCUAGGUCUAACCCAGAACUGGUGGAUGCUGAGUACACUAAAAACCAGGCCUGGAGGUCUGAGGCAGACACAUUACACAGACCCCCAGCAAAGGAUAUCAAGUUAGAAGACCACUGUGAUUACAAGUACUUAUUUAACUUUCGGGGGGUCGCUGCCAGCUUCCGUUUUAAGCAUCUGUUUCUCUGUGAUUCUGUAGUCUUCCAUGUAGGGAGUGCCUGGUUAGAAUUCUUUUAUCCUGCCAUGAAACCCUGGGUCCAUUAUAUUCCAGUCAAAGAGGACCUCUCAGAUGUUGUGGAACUUUUGGAGUUUGCAAAAGAGAAUGAUGAUGUUGUCCAUGAAAUAGCCAAAAGAGGUCGACAGUUUAUUUGGGAUCAUCUCAGAAUGGAAGACAUCUCCUCUUACUGGGAAACUCUACUUAAAAAAUAUGCCAAACUGUUAAAAUUUAAACCUAAACGAAACAAGAGUUACUCACAAAUUAAAUAAUUUAUGAACAUUACUACUAAAGAAAUACACCAAACUUUUAAGAUUUAAACCAAAAUGAAACAAGAGUUUCAAGCAAAUCAAAUAAUUUAUGAUCAUUUCUCUUUUGAUAGUUUUUUUUAAAUAGUCUUUUAUAAUUAUUUUUUUUUAUACACAAUGGUUAGUGGAUUUAUGUUGUAGUAAAUUUUAUCUCUGCCAUGUACAUGUAUGUUAUAUCCUUUUGACCUAGGGGCAUUUUUAGAGGUGCGUGGCCAUAACAAAAUAAAAUGGAUGUAAAAUUCUAGGUUUAUAUUGCCAUGAGUGAUUUUGUGGAGGACCACCAUAACAUUAUAAAACAGAUAUUGAAAAAAAAAACUUUUUUAUAGUCGCAUUGUACAGUACAUGUACAUGUAAAAACGAGUAAUAUUUUUUCAUUUCCCUAUAUAUUCCGUAUAAACUUUUCAUACUUUUAUGAAUUAUCUUGGCACAAUUGUUCCAGAGUUGAUGUAAUUUUUCUGAAUGAUUGCGUUUCAGUACACUAUACACCUGCUAGAAUAAAAUUAUUUGAAGUCAUGAAAACGUUUCUUACAUAAAAUAUUCAAAUGUCACGAUACCAUGUCAACUUUUGUUGAGAGUAUAUUUCAGUAUGUUAAUAACAAGUUGUAAAAACAGCUGUAAUGUAUUUUAAAUAUGCAAUAUUAUGUUUGAUGUAUUUAAAUGGUACAGUUUUCUUCUGUAAUUUUUUCUCUCUAUAUUUUGUUAUAUAAUACAUAUAUGUAAUAUAGUGUUGAAUCGAUUGAAUUUGUUAGCUUAGUGUGUUAAAAAAAGAUCCAGAUUUGAAAAAAAGAUAAAUAUAUCCUCUUUAAUUAUUAUGCUUAGGCUGUCCUCCAGGAAAUCACCCUAGGCUGUUUGAACUCGGUUUUUAUAUCCUGUUUAUUAUGUUACUGCCACCAAAGGAUAAUUUAGAUUUACAUGCCAUAUACAUGUAUCAGUCUAUCUAUCUUCAUAUGUAUUUUAUAUAGCUAAAUUUCAUUCUGGUGGAAUAUUUAUGCCCCCCUUUGAAGAAGGAAGGGUAUAUUGCUUUGCUGCUGUCUAUCAGUCGGUCGGUCUUUCUGUCAGUCCACCAACAGUUUCCAUUCAUUUUCUUUGCAGAGGUUACACAUACUGAUUGAAAUGAAAUUUGGUAUACAGAUUUAUCAUAAGAAUAUCUAGGUCAACUUCUCUUUUGGGUACGAUCAAGCAAUUUUUGACAGAGUUAUGCCCCUUGGACUUAGAAAAAUUCCAAUUAUUGGGGGGGGGGGGGGGGAUAAGUGUUUCACAAACAUUUCUUGUUUACUUUCAAACAUGCAAUUGCAAUUAUCAUAAAUUACAAAAAUGAUAAUCAGCUAAUUUAAUGAUGUUAGAAUGUUGUCGGUAGGAAAUGUGUGAUUGUGAAAUCCAGAGUUUAAGGUCAAACGAUACGUUCCUCAAAUAUCUGUUUUGCAAGUCUUCGUAAUGUAUGAAAAAUAUUCAAAAUUUUAACUACCUUCUGAUUUCUUAGCAGGUUUCUUACUAUCUUAAAAUAAUCGAAACACUAAAAAUGUGAUAUUGACAUAUAAAGAUUUUCCCAAAAGGAUAAAAUAGGAAACAUCAUCCUCUGGUAUCUUGCACAAAUGCCUGGUAAGGUACCUCAAUUUUUUGUGAGUAAACAUGUUAAAGUAGCAAUACUUCAAUGACAAAAUAUUAGAAAAAAUUAUAUAUUAUUGAGGAACGUAUCGUCUGUCCUUAAUGCAAAAUCCAUUUACAUCAGUUCCUUCUUUAGAUUAAACUGACAGUUGCAUGUACACUAUUUCUUUUCAUGUACAUUUAAAGUACAGAUAAGCAUAUAGAUUUGACUUAUUCGUACCUAGAUUUUCAAAAAAUUAUGAUGGGCUUCCAAUUUAUACAGCAAUUUUAUUGUUCAGAUAACAAGAUUUUGUUUUCAAUAAAUAAUACAGUUAAGA
Saccostrea echinata is the source of this 3363-nucleotide messenger RNA. RefSeq names its product protein O-glucosyltransferase 1-like. Gene Ontology annotation, cellular component: endomembrane system. Gene Ontology annotation, molecular function: UDP-xylosyltransferase activity; UDP-glucosyltransferase activity. Lineage: Eukaryota; Metazoa; Mollusca; Bivalvia; Ostreida; Ostreidae. The record is from RefSeq and is a predicted model, not a curated record. The coding region runs from base 200 to 1405 and encodes 401 amino acids. Gene Ontology annotation, biological process: protein O-linked glycosylation; positive regulation of Notch signaling pathway. The transcript has 10 exons.